AGGUGGUCGUCUUGCCAAAAGGACCCAUGAAUAUUCUGGAAAUCCAGCCUUUCCAAUCCCAGGCGGGCAUCCUUGCCAUGAUUUUAGACCAUUCAAGGAAUGAAUUAAUUGUGGCUUCGGCCAACGAGGUGGUGCAGCUCCCCAUGGCCUCUUGUGGGGCAUAUCAGAACAACUGUGGGAGCUGUGUGCUGUCCAGAGACCCCUACUGCGGAUGGAUCAACGAGGAAUGUACUUCUAUUUAUGAGCAGGAAAAUGGAACCUUAUUGCAGUCUCUAAGCCAUGAUGUCCCUCGGAACAUUUGUCCUACUUCAAACAACUUGACCUCCGAAG
Molecule: messenger RNA, 330 nt
Organism: Protobothrops mucrosquamatus (brown spotted pit viper)
Lineage: Eukaryota; Metazoa; Chordata; Lepidosauria; Squamata; Viperidae
Product: semaphorin-7A-like
Exons: 3
Biological process (GO): negative chemotaxis; negative regulation of axon extension involved in axon guidance; axon guidance
Cellular component (GO): external side of plasma membrane
Molecular function (GO): chemorepellent activity; integrin binding; semaphorin receptor binding
Source: RefSeq, a predicted model, not a curated record